AUGGAGUACGGGUAUCUUAGCGGUGCUGGUGGUGGGUUCGACGGUGGCUGUCUGGGCUCCAGCGGUGGAGAGCUGUCCUGGGGCGAGCUGGCCUCCUGCGGGCAGAUGUCGCAGGCGGCUUACAGAUAUCAGGGUAUGCGUUAUCAGCCGCCGCCGCCACAAUGCGCCCGGCCGCAAGAUGCAGCUAUGAGAAAUCAUCAUAUAUUUCCACCUACGAUGAAUUUACAACCUGGACUGCCUUACAAGGUAUACGGAGGUCACGAGGGUUCAUUAACGGAGAAAAGGAAACAGCGGCGUAUUAGAACAACGUUUACGUCGGCACAACUGAAGGAAUUAGAAAGAGCUUUUCAAGAGACGCACUAUCCAGACAUCUACACUAGAGAAGAAAUCGCUAUGAAAAUUGAUUUGACUGAAGCUAGAGUGCAGGCGGGUUCGCGGUACGUGUAUGUGAAUAUUUUAUGGGGUGACUUGCUUCUGCCCAAUCAUGUGGACUCUGUGACAGUUACGCUUUUGUUUAGAAUGUUGCUUUUAAAUUUAUUCUUCAGUAUGUGA
Pieris macdunnoughi is the source of this 552-nucleotide messenger RNA. NCBI's taxonomy places the organism in Eukaryota, Metazoa, Arthropoda, Insecta, Lepidoptera, Pieridae. The record is from the annotation of a GenBank genome assembly.